Pomacea canaliculata is the source of this 2181-nucleotide messenger RNA. Its product is annotated as neurofilament heavy polypeptide-like. The record is from RefSeq and is a predicted model, not a curated record. Lineage: Eukaryota; Metazoa; Mollusca; Gastropoda; Architaenioglossa; Ampullariidae. The annotation marks the transcript as partial. The transcript has 12 exons.
CCAAGAGCCCAAGAGCCCAAGAGCCCAGAAGAGCCCAAGAGCCCAAGAGCCAAGAAGCCAAGAGCCCAAGAGCCCAAGAGCCCAAAGCCCAAGAGCCAAGAGCCGAGCCAAGAGCCCCCAAGAGCCCCAAAGAGCCCAAGAAAGAGCCCAAGAGCCCAAGAAGCCAAGAGCCCAAGAGCCCAAGAGCGGAGCAAGAGCCCAAGAGCCCAAGAGAAAGCCCAAGAAAGAGCCAAGAGCCCAAGAAGCCCAAGCAGCCAAGAGCCCAAGAGCCCCAAGACCCAAGAGCCCAAGAGCCAAGAGCCCAAGAGCCCAAGAGCAGCCCAAGAAGAGCCAAGAGCCCAAGAGCCCAAGAGCCAAGAGCCAAAGAGCCAAGAGCCCAAGAGCCCCAAGAGCCCCAAGAGCCCCAAGACCCAAACCCGAGCCAAGAGCCCAAGAAAGAGCGAGAGAGCCAAGAGCCAAGAGCCAAGAGCCAAGAGCCAAUCCAAGAAGAGCCCAAGAGCAGCCAAGAGGACCAAGAGCCAGAGCCAAGAGCCAAGAGCAAGAGCCCAAGUAGCCCACAGAGCCAGAGCCCAAGGCCCAACGAGCAGAGCCAGAGCCAAGGCCCAAGAGCCAAGAGCCAGAGCCAAGUAGCCCAAGAGCCAAGAGCCCCAAGAGCAGAGCCCAAGAGCCCAAGAGCCGCAGAGCCCAAGCCCAAGAAAGAGCAAGAGCCCAAGAGCCCAAUCCAAGAGCCCAAGACAAGAGCCCAAGAAGCCAAGAGCCAGAGUCAAGAGCCAAGCCAAGAGCCCAAAGCCAAGAGCCAGAAGCAGAGCCAAGCAGGAGCGAGCCCAAGAGCCCAAGAGAGCCCAAGAGCCCAAGCAGAAGCCAAGAGCCCAAGAGCCGCAAGAGCCCAUACCAAGCCCAAGAGCCCACCCAAGAGCCAAGAGCCAAGAGCAAGACGCCCAAGAGCCAGCCAGAGCCAAGAGCCCUCAAGAGCCAACGAGCCAGAGGCCCAAAGCUCCAAGAGCCAAGAGUCCCAGCCCCAAGAGCCGCCCAAAGCAGAGAGCAGAGGCCAUAGAAUGCCCAAGAGCCCAAGAAAGCCCAAUACCCAAGCCGAAAAGGCCAAGAAGCCAAGAAGCCCAAGAGCCAAGGCCCAAAGCCCAAGAAAGCCCCCCCCAAGCCCAAAGCAAGAGCGCCCAAGCCAAAGCCCAGGUGAAGGAGGCCGCAAGACCCAAUAUCGACAACUCAAUAAUGAGAGCCGCAAGCUCAAGCCAUCCUGGUGCAAUGAUCCCAAAGCCCAUAGACCGAGCCAAGAGCCCAGCCCCAGCCAAGAGCCCAAGAGGCAAGAGCGCCUUAGAGAUUCCUCAGCCCAAAGCCGCAGAGCCACGACCCAAAAGCCACUCUAGAGCCAAGAGCCAAAAGCAAGGAGCUCCAAGAGCCCAAGAGCGAGCCAAUUUUGAGAGGCCCAAGAGCCCAAGAGCCAGACGCACUCCAAGGAGCCAAGAGCCCCAAUGCCCAAGAGCCCAAGAGCCUAAGAGCAAGGAGCGAGCCCAAGAGGGCCCAAGAGCCCAAGAAGAAGUCCCAAGAGCCAAGACCCAAGAGCCCAACGUAGCAAGAGCCAAGGAGCCCAAGAGCCCACAGAGAGCCCCUAGUGCUCUCCUAGAGCCCAGCUCCAGAGACCAAGACGCCAAAUCCAAAAGCAAAGCACCCAAGCCCAAGGCCAAGAAGCCCAGAGCCAAGAAAGCACCAAGAGGCCAAGAGCCAGAGCCCAAGCCCAAGCCCAGCUCAAGAGCCCAAGAGCCGCAAGAGCCAAGAAGCGCAGAGCUAAGAGACCCAAGCCAAGAGCCUCAAGAGCCAGAGGCCACAGAGACCAAGAGCCAACGAGCCCAAGAGCCAAGAGGCCCAAGAGCAAGAGCCGCAGAGCCAAGACCCAAGCCCAAGAGCCCAAAUCAGAGCGCAAGAGCCCAAGAGCCCAAGAGCCCAAGACCAAGAGACAGGAGCCAAGAGCAAGAGCCCAAGAGCCCAAAGCAAGAGCCCAAGGCCAAGAGGCCAAGAGCCCAAGAGCCCAAGAGCCAGAGCCCAGCCCAGAGCCAAACCCAAGAGCCACACGGCAGGGCAGUGAGAGCCAACCAAGAGCCCAGAGCUCAAGAGCAAGAGCAAGAGCCCAAGAGCCAAGGCCCAAGACAGAGAGCACGAGCCCAAGAG